Rotaria socialis is the source of this 1020-nucleotide messenger RNA. Lineage: Eukaryota; Metazoa; Rotifera; Eurotatoria; Philodinida; Philodinidae. The record is from the annotation of a GenBank genome assembly.
AUGUCCGACUUUGACUCAUCCGAUACAGUACGAUGCCGUUGGUCUAUUGGAUCCACCAGUAAUAUCAAUGGAUAUGAUGAAUGUGCAGCUGUUUGCUCAGGUGUACCAGGUGCUAUGUUAUAUUCUGAUAAUUGUACUCUUGUAUUUACACUAACUCAAGCUAGUAUGUGUGUUGCUGUUGCUCUACAAAUCGAAGAUUUUUAUACGACUACAUCACCGACACCAAUGAGUUCUGUUCCUAUUCAAUUUCUUUUCUAUGGUUAUAUAGCAUCUUCUGGUUGCAGUACACCUCCUGCUAUUAUUGGCAGUCGACCUAACCGAGCUUGUAUUGGAACGCCAAUUGGUUCAACUGUUAAUGAAUUAGUUAUAGUACAGGUUUAUUGUAGUGGCACAAGUAUCGUUGAUUUCAUUACAAGUUCACCUGUUGGCUUAACAAAAAGUCUCUAUCAAAUUGUUCUUAGCUGGAUCCCAACAGCUGAUCAAGUGGGCCCACAAGGUUUUUGCGCUGGUGCUAUCGACAACACGACUGUUCAAUUCAACCGAUGGUGUAUUACAUUUUUGGUUGGUUACAAUUCUCCUGAUCUAAUCCGAGCGACGUCCAUUCAAGGCACCGCUUCACCCAUCGGUACUAUUUCUUCUAAUCAAACGACUUUUUCUAUUCACGCAACAAAUACAGUUAAUCGCCCACCUAGAAAUUCCACAAAUGUUUAUUUCAAUGACGCUGCGACUAAUACAAGUGUCUAUACGAUUGAUUGUGGUUAUGAUGCUCAUGUGAUAUAUACUGGUAAUACCAUAGUUUUUUAUAUUCCAUCUCCGCCAUGGAUUCCUGGACAUUCUUAUUAUGUUACUUUCGAUAGUGAACCUGAAUCCUCGCCAAUUUCAGAUCCUACUUUUUGGACAUUUGAUAUCUGGGAUUCAGCUGCUUCAUCGACUACAGCAACAACGACAACACGGCCUCAAUCAACUACGCCUGUUAAUACUUUGGUAAUUCGAAUAGAUUUUAUCAAUUUUCGUAUUUAA